GACACUACGUCCUGGGUUGUUUUUUUUAUUUUUUGGCAGAUUCGAAGUCCUCUUACCAAAACACGAACAUGACUUUUUGACAUUGAUGUGUGAAAAAUAGAUUAUAAAUGUUAUGCUUCAAGACGUGAGGACUGACAGGACAUUAUUAGGGGAAAAUGGCCAGCACCCUGGUGGCCGUGGGUCUCACCCUUGCAGCAGCAGGAUUCACAGGUCGAUAUGCCAUGCAGGCCCUGAAACAGAUGGAGCCCCAGGUGAAGCAGGCUCUAAUGGUUUUUCCUAAAUCGACGUUUGGAAGCGGUUAUUACAGAGGAGGAUUCGAACCCAAGAUGACGAAGAGAGAAGCGUCUCUCAUCCUAGGAAUCAGUCCCACGGCCAACAAAACCAAGAUCAGAGAGUCACACAGGAAGCUGAUGAUCUUAAAUCAUCCUGAUCGAGGUGGAUCUCCGUACAUCGCAGCAAAAAUAAACGAAGCGAAAGAUUUACUAGAUGGACAAGCCAAAAAAUAGUUUAAUGCACAUUCAAUGAGUGAUUCCAUUUCAUUAAACUUGUCGAUUGUA
Messenger RNA from Ictalurus punctatus (channel catfish), 557 nucleotides. RefSeq names its product DnaJ (Hsp40) homolog, subfamily C, member 19 (gene dnajc19). Gene Ontology annotation, molecular function: ATPase activator activity. The coding region runs from base 156 to 506 and encodes 116 amino acids. Gene Ontology annotation, cellular component: PAM complex, Tim23 associated import motor. The transcript has 6 exons. Gene Ontology annotation, biological process: protein import into mitochondrial matrix. The record is from RefSeq and is a predicted model, not a curated record. Lineage: Eukaryota; Metazoa; Chordata; Actinopteri; Siluriformes; Ictaluridae.